Molecule: messenger RNA, 1574 nt
Organism: Ornithodoros turicata
Lineage: Eukaryota; Metazoa; Arthropoda; Arachnida; Ixodida; Argasidae
Product: isocitrate dehydrogenase [NADP], mitochondrial-like
Exons: 10
Coding region: 188-1525 (445 amino acids)
Biological process (GO): isocitrate metabolic process; NADP+ metabolic process
Cellular component (GO): mitochondrion
Molecular function (GO): NAD binding; magnesium ion binding; isocitrate dehydrogenase (NADP+) activity
Source: RefSeq, a predicted model, not a curated record
CGUGGAUGAGCUCGAAAUUCACGUCUUAUUUGCAGAGAGAGAAAGCACAGCGGAAGGAGCGACUCCCCUCGCCUUUCUCCCGACAUUUCAUUGGCCGCUUUGGCUGUCGCGGGCUUUCUUUUUCUUCGCGGACAACGUUCGUACACACAAACGGCAAGUUUUGUUGCAGUUACAAUCUAUCUAAACAAUGGCAAGAGCUGUGUUCAAAUUUUCCCGCCUGCUGCAAAGGGAAAUUGACCAAACAUCAACGGCACUACUGCGUGGACGUUCGCAAACAAGAUGCUAUGGGGUGGACAAAAGAAUUACUGUCGCAAAUCCUGUGGUCGAGCUUGACGGUGAUGAGAUGACCAGGAUUAUAUGGGAGAGAAUCAAGGAAAAGCUGAUCUUCCCAUUCUUAAAGCUGGAAUGCAUUUACUUCGAUCUUGGCCUGCCCAACAGAGAUAAGACAGACGACCAGGUGACAUUUGACUCUGCCUACGCAAUCCAGAAACAUAAUGUGGGCAUCAAGUGUGCGACUAUAACUCCAGAUGAAGCAAGAGUUGAAGAGUUCGACCUGAAGAAGAUGUACCCUAGUCCAAAUGGAACAAUCAGAAACAUCCUCGGGGGCACUGUGUUUCGUGAACCCAUUCUCUGCAAGAACAUUCCUCGUCUUGUGCCUGGAUGGACUCAGCCUAUUGUAAUUGGGAGGCAUGCCUUCGGAGACCAAUACAAGGCAAUGGACCGCACGGUCAACAACAUAGGCAAAGUGGAGCUGGUGUUCACGCCAGCUGACGGUAGCGAGAAGCAGCGCCACGUGGUGUUUGACUUCAAGGAUUCCGGAGGUGUAACCAUGGCCAUGUACAACACGGAUGAGUCCAUCGUUGGGUUUGCUCACAGCUGCUUUGAGUAUGCACUCAUGAAGGAGUGGCCUCUCUACCUUAGCACCAAAAACACCAUCCUAAAACACUAUGAUGGGCGCUUCAAGGACAUCUUCCAGGACAUCUAUGAAAAAGAGUACAGAGCAAGAUUCGAAGCAAAGAAAAUGUGGUACGAGCACAGACUCAUCGACGAUAUGGUCGCACAGGUCCUCAAGUCAUCAGGAGGCUUUGUUUGGGCAUGCAAGAACUAUGACGGUGAUGUGCAGUCAGAUAUCAUUGCCCAAGGGUUUGGCUCUCUGGGAUUAAUGACUAGUGUGCUCUUGUGUCCCGAUGGCAAGACUGUAGAAGCAGAAGCUGCCCACGGCACAGUGACUAGGCACUACAGGGAACACCAGAAGGGAAAGAAAACAAGUACGAACCCCAUCGCCAGCAUAUUUGCGUGGACCCGUGGACUAGAACAGAGGGCCAAGUUAGACAACAACAGUGAUCUCAAAAAGUUUUGUACAGCUCUAGAACAUGCAUGUGUCGAAACUGUUGAGUCCGGCAAAAUGACCAAAGAUUUGGCUGGUUGCAUUCAUGGGAUCAAGAAUGUCAAGGAAAGUGACUACCUGCACACCAUGGACUUCCUUGAAGCCAUCACAGAGAACCUUAACAAGAAGCUAAAAUGAUUGGUUCUUCAUCUUUUACCGAGGUUGCUAAUAAAGCUGUUCUCUAGUA